GGAUAUAAACGCGGUUUUGCAUUCUUAAUAGAUUACUAUAAGGAUGGAGCCUUAUACAACCAAGUAUAUUUAUAUGGUAAUACAAUAGGGGCUGCCAUGGAAGACUUCAAGAAACUUCCUCAAAACUUACAAACUCAGAACAACUUUGAUCGUCUGGUGGAGCUCGAGCAGCAAAAGUUGGGGUUGGAGAAGCUACGCCUCGAACAAA
Molecule: messenger RNA, 208 nt
Organism: Paraglomus occultum
Lineage: Eukaryota; Fungi; Glomeromycota; Glomeromycetes; Paraglomerales; Paraglomeraceae
Source: the annotation of a GenBank genome assembly